Messenger RNA from Entrophospora candida, 203 nucleotides. The record is from the annotation of a GenBank genome assembly. Lineage: Eukaryota; Fungi; Glomeromycota; Glomeromycetes; Entrophosporales; Entrophosporaceae.
ACCAUAAUAAAGAAACUAUACCUUCUAAUACAAUAAAUCAACCGCAACAGACAACCCUUAAUUUCCCUUUAAUUGCUGACAAUACUCAUAAAAAACAUUCCUUUGAUGAAAUUGAUGCAAAUAAUGAUACAGAUGGUGAUGAAUCCAAUGAACAUAAUGAUAACUUAGAUGAAUGUGGUAAUGAUGAAUACAACAAACUUUAG